AUGACUUCCACGGUGACGCUGCUGAAGAGGAGGACCACCAUGAGGAUGAGCGACUUGGCCGCCGUGGCGUCGCCAACGUCGACGACGGAGUCUUUCCUGCUGGGGGCAAGCAAAGGCGGCGGCAGCACCGGCAGCGACGUGGGGAAGCGGUGCUGCGGGCACAAGCACGAGCUCGUCGGCUAUGAGGCGCUGCCGGACUUCCUCAAGCACAACGAGUUCGUCCUCGACUACUACCGCAGCGAGUGGCCCAUCAAGCAGGCGCUCCUCAGUGUUUUCGCUCUCCACAACGAGACCAUCAACAUCUGGACGCAUUUGAUCGGCUUCUUCGUCUUCCUUGUGCUAACCGUGUGCGCCGCCACGAUGGUUCCGAUGGAAACCGGCGUGGCGACGUCCGAGACAGGCCACCUGACGAACUGCACCAGCAACCCCACGGUGCUGAUGGCCUACUACGGCACCAAUGGAACGGCCGUCGCAAUGCAUGCGGCCCUGCGCCGCAACGUGUCCGUUCCCGUCGAGACGGAGCUCACGGCAGCGGCGGCGCUGUCGUCGGCGGCCACACACCCGGUCACGCGGUGGCCGUUCUACGCCUACCUGUGCGGCGCCAUGUUCUGCCUGCUGAUGAGCAGCGGCUGCCACUUGCUAUCGUGCCACUCGGAGCACGCCUGCUACGUACUGCUCCGCCUCGACUACGCCGGCAUCACGGGCCUCAUCGUCACCUCCUUCUACCCGCUCGUCUACUACACCUUCCUCUGCGACCCCUUCUAUCGCACCCUCUACCUCGCCGCCAUCACCGUCUUCGGCGCCGCCGCCGUCGCCGUCUCCAUGCUGCCGGUCUUCGAGGCGCCCGACCUGCGGUGGGCGCGCGCCGCGCUCUUCGCAUGCAUGGCCGCGUCGGGGCUCGUGCCCAUCGUGCACAAGUUGCUCGUCUUCGGCGCCCGGCCGGAGGCGGUGCUCACCACGGGGUACGAGUUGGCCAUGGGGGCCUUCUACCUUGCGGGCGUCGUGGCGUACGGCGCCAGGGUGCCGGAAAGGUGGCUGCCGGGCAAGUUUGACCUUUUCGGCCACAGCCACCAGUUGUUCCACGCGCUCGUCAUCGCCGGCGCUUACACGCACUACCAGGCCGGCCUUGUUUACUUGAGCUGGAGGGACAUGGACAUGUGCUUGUAAUGAUUUUUAUUUUUUU
Messenger RNA from Lolium rigidum, 1183 nucleotides. Its product is annotated as heptahelical transmembrane protein 4-like. Gene Ontology annotation, cellular component: membrane. Lineage: Eukaryota; Viridiplantae; Streptophyta; Magnoliopsida; Poales; Poaceae. The record is from RefSeq and is a predicted model, not a curated record. The transcript has 2 exons. Bases 1 to 1167 code for a protein of 388 amino acids. Gene Ontology annotation, molecular function: signaling receptor activity.